CAUUAUCUACCGAUCACGGGAAGAACUUUCCGUAAACUGUCGUUCGCGCUUAUAAGCCAUACGCAAUUGGGUAUAUGGAGAAAACGCUUCCCUUUCGGUCCGUUAAAAUUUAUUUAUUAACUGAAGCGGCAUAACCCUUCCAAAAUGCGUAAUCUAUAUUUGGAUUUAAUAUGUGUGCUAAUAUUCGGAAUCGCAACAACGGGGGAAACGGCCAUUGUACCGACGCUUAAGGCUAUAUACCAUGAUUUGACGAAACAUUUCCACGAUUCCUCUUUUCUACACCACAAAGUACAUGGAAAAUAUCGAGAUUGUAGUGAACUCAGGAGCGUAAAUAAUGGCAUGCCUGGCCUUUACAACAUUUCUUUCAAUGGAACUUUCGUGCCCGUUAGGUGUUACUAUAACGGCACAAACGCUUACACCAUUAUUCAACAACGCUUGUCCGGAAAUGUGGACUUUAAUCGGAAAUUAGCGGAAUAUGCCGCCGGAUUUGGGAGUGCUACCGGCGACUUCUGGCUUGGAUUGAAUAUUAUCCGGCGCUUGGUGGAAUUGGGCAACACAAAGCUACAAAUAGUUAUGACAUCCUGGCCGCCAAGCCAGCAGACCAUCGUCGCCAAUUACGGCUACUUCAGUAUCGGGACACAGGCCCAGGGAUGGGCGUUGUCGGUGGGAAACUAUAAUGGACCAGUGGCUGAUGACCUUAGCUACAGUAAUGGAAAGGUAUUCUACACGUCCGACGUGCCCGAUCCCAAUUUGUGCGCGGUACACCAACGUGGAGGGUGGUGGUACAAUUACUGCUCGUAUGCCUUUCUGAAUGGCUAUUAUUACCGCAACGGAAAAUAUGUUCCGCCGGGUCAGUUCUAUGACGGGAUUUACUGGAAGGAUUGGCUUGGUUAUGAUUACUCGCUUAUGCAAGUUACGAUGGCCGUUAGUCCGUGAAAAGCAGUUUUGCACAAAAUUUGAAAUGCGGGCGAGCAAAGCGAGCCCGCUUUGUGAUAAACAACUGAGUAAUUUGUCAGCAGAAAAAAUAAUCAAUUAUUCAGAAAAUUAAAUGCUUCUACGACGGA
This is a messenger RNA of Paramacrobiotus metropolitanus, 1064 nucleotides long. Its product is annotated as angiopoietin-related protein 2-like. The record is from RefSeq and is a predicted model, not a curated record. The coding region runs from base 145 to 936 and encodes 263 amino acids. Lineage: Eukaryota; Metazoa; Tardigrada; Eutardigrada; Parachela; Macrobiotidae. The transcript has 5 exons.